Molecule: messenger RNA, 1807 nt
Organism: Paramecium pentaurelia
Lineage: Eukaryota; Ciliophora; Oligohymenophorea; Peniculida; Parameciidae
Source: the annotation of a GenBank genome assembly
AUGUAAUCACAAAAUCAAGAUUAUGUGAAAUGUAAGUUUUGUAAAGAAAGAAUACCUAUUCCUCAGAUGUAUGCCCAUAAGCUAGAAUGUAAUUAAUCUAAUCAUUCUAAUUACAUAUCUGAAAUCAAUUCAGUUGUAAAACAAAAUCAAUCUCAUUUAUAAAAAUCUAGAGUUCCAAAUUAAGAAACAAAUUUUCAAUAAAACUCAUCCAAAUAAGAUGUUCAAUUUGUAGAAUCAAAUAUAUAUCCUUAAUAAAAAGAGAGCAACUUUAAAUAAUACUAAUAAUCUAUAAAUAAUGAUGGAAAUUCUAACUAUCCUUAAUAAAACAACACUUAAGAAAUAUAACAGUUGAAUUAAUAGAGUAGUAAUAUAUAUACUGAGUCAUUAUUGAAUUAAGCAUAGAAGAAAUGUUAAUACUGUGAUUAAGAAUAUCCAAUUUAAAUGCUAGAAUAACAUUAUCCUUUAUGUGAAACUAAAAUAUUAAUUGAAAAGUUAUCUUUAGCUGAUGAUUAAGAUGAAAACAAUCAUUAUUAAGACUAAUAUCAAUAAGAUAGUCAUAUGAAUUAGAAUUAUCAUUAUUAACAAUAAUAUAAUGAUGAUAUUAACAAUUCUAAUCCUUAUUUAUCAUAAAAUCAAAAUUCUUCUAUUGUUACAAGAAUUUAAGAAGUAUUAUUACCUGAUGGAAAAAUUAAAAAAACAACAACUACUAAAAAUUAAAUUACAGGAUAAACUACAGAACGAAUAGAAAUAAUAUCAAGAAAUUAAUAAUAAUAAUAAUAAUAAUAAUAAUAAUAAUAAUAAUAAUAAUAAUAAUAAUAAUAAUAAUAAUAAUAAUAAUAAUAAUAAUAAUAAUAAUAAUAAUAAUAAUAAUAAUAAUAAUAAUAAUAAUAAUAAUAAUAAUAAUAAUAAUAAUAAUAAUAAUAAUAAUAAUAAUAAUAAUAAUAAUAAUAAUAAUAAUAAUAAUAAUAAUAAUAAUAAUAAUAAUAAUAAUAAUAAUAAUAAUAAUAAUAAUAAUAAUAAUAAUAAUAAUAAUAAUAAUAAUAAUAAUAAUAAUAAUAAUAAUAAUAAUAAUAAUAAUAAUAAUAAUAAUAAUAAUAAUAAUAAUAAUAAUAAUAAUAAUAAUAAUAAUAAUAAUAAUAAUAAUAAUAAUAAUAAUAAUAAUAAUAAUAAUAAUAAUAAUAAUAAUAAUAAUAAUAAUAAUAAUAAUAAUAAUAAUAAUAAUAAUAAUAAUAAUAAUAAUAAUAAUAAUAAUAAUAAUAAUAAUAAUAAUAAUAAUAAAAAUAAUAAUAAUAAUAAUAAUAAUAAUAAUAAUAAUAAUAAUAAUAAUAAUAAUAAUAAUAAUAAUAAUAAUAAUAAUAAUAAUAAUAAAUAUUUUAGCAACAACUAUUUAGUAGACCAUUUUAAGAUUAAAUUCAAAGUAGCAAUUUUGGUAAUUAUUUUGAUUAAAUUUUUAAUCCUAAUCUAUUUUUGAAUUAAUCAAGGGGAAGAAGAAAUAUUUUUAUGCCAAUGACGUAAUUUCUAUUAUUAUUUUAGGAAUUCUUUUUUUAUUCCUUAAGUUCAUUAGUAAUUAGAAAAUUUAGCAGUUAUAAAAUAUAUACCAUAUGAAGGUCUUUCAUAAGAAUAUAAAUAAUGCUCUAUAUGUCUUACUAAUUAUGAUGAUGGUGAAGAAUUAAUCCUACUUCCAUGCAUACAUAGAUUUCAUAAGUCUUGUAUUUCAGAAUGGUUCAAAUAAUAAAGUACAUGUCCUAUAUGCAAAACAGAUAUCACUGAAUAAGAAAUGGGAUUUGAGGAAGAUGAUUAAUCUUGA